CUCAGAACGCACACACACUCUCUGCUUCAGCACAAACACACACAUACACACACACACACACACACACACACAGAUGGCACUUCCUGCUAAUGCCGCUGCCUCGUUGAGCUUCCCGGUGAUCCACAUGGAGAAGCUUGAGACCGGGGAAAGGGGCGCGACCAUGGGGGUCAUCCGCGAUGCCUGCGAGAACUGGGGAUUCUUCGAGCUGCUGAACCAUGGCAUCUCGGCCGAGCUGAUGGACGAGGUUGAGCGGGUGAGCAAGGCGCACUACGCGGCUUGCCGGGAGGAGCAGUUCAAGGAGUUCGCGGCGAAGACGCUGGAGGCCGGCGAGAAGGGCGACGACGUGAAGGACGUAGACUGGGAGAGCACCUUCUUCGUCCGCCACCUUCCCGCCUCCAACCUCGCCGACCUGCCCGACCUCGACCACCACUACAGGCAAGUGAUGAAGGAAUUCGCGGCGGAGAUCGAGAAGCUGGCGGAGAAGGUGCUGGACCUGCUGUGCGAGAACCUGGGCCUGGAGCAGGGCUACCUGAAGCGAGCAUUCGCCGGUUCAAGGGGCCCGACGUUCGGCACCAAGGUGAGCAGCUACCCACCGUGCCCACGCCCCGACCUGGUCGCCGGCCUCCGCGCGCACACCGACGCCGGCGGCGUCAUCCUGCUGUUCCAGGACGACCAGGUGAGCGGGCUCCAGCUCCUCAAGGAUGGAGCAUGGGUGGACGUGCCGCCCAUGCGCCACGCCAUCGUCGUCAACAUCGGCGACCAGCUGGAGGUGAUCACCAACGGGCGGUACAAGAGCGUGAUGCACCGCGUGCUCACCCGCCCCGACGGCAACCGCAUGUCCCUCGCCUCCUUCUACAACCCCGGCGCGGACGCCGUCAUCUUCCCUGCCCCGGCGCUUGUCGAGGAGCUGUCGGAGGAGGAGGCGGAGCGCGCCGGGAGCGCCGUGUACCCGAGGUUCGUGUUCGAGGACUACAUGAACCUGUACUUGCGCCACAAGUUCGAGGCCAAGGAGCCGCGCUUCGAGGCCAUGAAGGCGGACGCCGCGCCCAUCGCCACCGCGUGAUUAGGGACGUGGUCGUACGUGCCAGAGUCCCGAACAAGAGUAUUUUGGGACGUAUUGAAGUGGUGUAUCGUAGAUAAUUUGUGUAUGCGUGUGUAAUGUUUUCGCUGGUGGCUUCGCAGUGCGCCAGUGCAUGCCGUGAUGCUUGUUUUACCGUACGUGUGAGUCAACUUCUUUUUAUAGUAUGUGUGUUAAGUAAUGUACUCCCUCCGUCCAAAAUUGAACCAAGUCAGAGACAUCUAUUUUGGUACAAAGGAAGUAUUUAUGUAGUA
Messenger RNA from Triticum dicoccoides, 1332 nucleotides. Its product is annotated as 1-aminocyclopropane-1-carboxylate oxidase-like. The record is from RefSeq and is a predicted model, not a curated record. The transcript has 3 exons. Bases 74 to 1063 code for a protein of 329 amino acids. NCBI's taxonomy places the organism in Eukaryota, Viridiplantae, Streptophyta, Magnoliopsida, Poales, Poaceae.